AUGACAGCAACACGUGAAGCCAUCGACGGUCGAGAGGAUGAUGCCUCGUCAAUGCAGAGUGUCCUGCAGGAUCAGACCCUCCAUCUCAUGAAAGUGCUGAAGGAUCAAAACUUGACCAUAGAAGAGGCUAGGUUGGCACUAUUGCUGGUGGAGGAGUUUACUGAUAGGGUCGGGUGUGAGCCUCCUGAAGAUGAGGAGGUCUAUAUCCAAUAUUGGAUUGACCACUACCAGAAUAAAAGAGCGCCCAUGAAGGACGAGCCGGAGUGUAGAGUGCCGGAACGAAUUGACAGAAGGACGGGACUUGAUCUUGCGUAUUGUCUGAAGCGGAAAGAUGUCGUUAGGAUAGUUUAUGGUGUCUUCGCACUACGGAGGGAGGUCAAGUGGUUGGGCCGCCUCCCCCUCCUAUCACCGAAGCCCUGCCGGAGUAUGCAGAUGGAUGCCGGCCCAAGCGUUACCCCACCGACCGUUGAGCCUGUCCUUAAGCCGAUACUAACUGAGGGGAGCUUGACAGCAGCAGCUUUCGGAGGGUCUACGAUAGAAGGUCUGAAUUCCGUAGGGCUAAAUAGUUUGGCGAAGUCGGAGUCCUCAGGAGUUUCAAGGGCGUUGGAUCAGUACACUAGGAUCAUCGACCUCUACAUCGCGUGUGAGGGCAUUCCUGGGAGGCUCGGCAACGACGGCAUUUUGCCAUUGAAGCACCAGUGCUUCUUUGAAGGGGAGUCGAAGCUCAUUCCAGUCGAGGUGGUCGACUUCUUCAAUGCUGUCAAUGACAAAACCAAGUGGGGUCUUAAAGG
Messenger RNA from Perkinsus marinus ATCC 50983, 791 nucleotides. RefSeq lists its product as hypothetical. The annotation marks the transcript as partial. The record is from RefSeq and is a predicted model, not a curated record. Lineage: Eukaryota; Perkinsozoa; Perkinsida; Perkinsidae. The transcript has 3 exons.